Molecule: messenger RNA, 4417 nt
Organism: Spirometra erinaceieuropaei
Lineage: Eukaryota; Metazoa; Platyhelminthes; Cestoda; Diphyllobothriidea; Diphyllobothriidae
Source: the annotation of a GenBank genome assembly
AUGGCAGUUGACUGGACGCAGAUGAAGGACGGCAAACUUCUGUACUCUGAAAUCCAGAAGCCAUUUCUCGGACCACGUUUGCAGUCAGCGAGGAUUAUUUUGAAGGGCCUUCUGCUCAUUCGUGUCCUUAAGGACUUACCAGAGAUGAAAUUUGUCAGCAAAGAUUGUUUCAUUGCACUUGAGUUCUUGAAGGCUGUCAUUGACACAAAUGAUAAAAAGUAAGUGUCCGAGAACUGAGACUUGGUAGAACACCAGUUCACCAGGUCUGACAUAUCAUCCCCGAUACGGACACGCUGUUUUGAGAUCAACCUGAAGCGCGCUUAUGCAGUCAAGAACGCCUCGUAUGCCGGCAACCGCCUUACGGGGUUGUACUUGAACACAGACUGUAGGCAGCCGGCUCACACCAAGAAGUGGGGCCGAUGGUGCCGCCUUUGGAAAGGAAGAUGACUGAGUUCUAAUCAAACGUCAGUGAUCCUAUGCAUAAUGCAGAUUUGGAGAAAGUUAUCUGAUAAUGUGUGAUUUUCCUCAAAGGGUGACCGCAGAUUCAACCAUUGCUUUCACCUUGAACUUUAUUUUCUAAAGACUUUUGCACAAUAUGUUUAAGUAACGGGCACGUAUGAAUGUUAGCUUAUAAUAUAAGGCAUUGGGAACAACAUGCAAUCAUUUUUUCACCCAGACAUACUCGCCAUUCUAGUUCAGGCGCCAGUUUAAGACGCGUCUACCCAUCGAGUAAGUUCAAAUGAGAACUUUAAAUAACCACACUUGUUAAAAGACCCCGCAACACUUUCCGACAUAACACCAGCUAAAUUCCUACAAAAAGUACGUUUUGACUGUUAAAACUCCUAGCAUUGCUAGUAUUUAUUGAGAUGUAGAUAUAAUGUUUGUUGAAAUGUUUGCGGACCUUCAAGUUAAAUAGAUGAAAGCCAGGUUAAAGUUUAUUUUUAAAAUUAAGUUAUUCUAUUGAGCAAUGGUGAAAAAAAAACAUUUGAAUAUGGUCCUAAACACCCAUGCGUAAUACCUUAAUUGAAAUACCUCAUUUCACUUAUCAUCCAAAUAAUUCAUGUGAUCUGCCACAAGGCUAAAUUCAUAUCACGUCAUUUCCGCUAAGAAGUUCUUGCAGUCAAGCCAGAUGUAGAUUAAUCAAUCAAACUCCAAGACUAUUCGUGAUUUACUUGACCAAAUAUCCGAUAUCCUCAUCGGACCUCCCCAUCGUUAUAGCAGCACGGUGGUUGCUUCGAUAAAUGUCAAACAUUACUCGCAAGGCACACCUGGAGAUGAGUCACUAGGAUGAUCGAAACCAAGAAUUGGCAGUUUGCAAUGGCUAAUAGGAUUAAAGUUCGAAGGAGGCCAACUGAUAUGAUGCCGGUAGAUUACCGGCAAAGAUGAAUGAAUGAAAGCAAGGUAACAGUUUAAUUUUAAAACAACCCUAUUCUGUUGAGCAAUGAUUGAGAAAAUAUAUUUGAAUAUGGUGUUAAACACCCUUGCAUGAUACCUUUAUUGAAAUACUUCAUUUCAGUUAUUAUCCAAGUAAUUCAUGUGAUCUGGCACACAGCCAAAUUCAUAUCACUUCAUUUCGGCUAAGAACUUCUUAGCGGUCAAGCCAGUUGUAGAUUAACCAACCAGAUUCCAAUGGUCUUCGUGACUCACUUGAUCAAAUAUCCGGUAUCCUCAUCGGAUCUCCCCAUCGUUAUAUCAGCAGGGUGCUUGCUUUAAUUAGUGCCAAACAUUAUCUGCUAACGUUGUGUGGACAUUAUUCACUGAAGUCGUCGUAUUCACAACUUGCCAUAUACAGGAGUUUUCAAUGGCUAAGAGGACUAAAGUUCGAAGGAGGCUAAGUGAUAUGGUGCCGGUAGAUUACCGGCAAAAGCUAGGAGUCUAAGGGGACUAAGUCAAGGUCCAGAAAAAAACUCUAUCUACAUCACUACGCCGCUUCCCCCCCCCCCCCCUAUACAGGCAUUGCUGUUCUCGGCAAAUUCCGUAUUCUCUGUUUGACCGAGGCCGUCUGGCAAUUUCCAAAAAACUGAGGGGUACAUUGGAUUCGUAAUUGACCAUCGGGUGGAAUUUCCCCAAUCCACACUGUGCGACGACAUCGCAACACACCCAUUGAGUGUAGGCAUAAAUGAGAGUUGCAAAGAAGUAAAAUUACUCAAAAGAACUGGGAAGAGAGUCCAAACUGCAGAAAACGGGAUGGUACGCAGGACAUUUAACGUAGACUGGAGUGAGUUCGCUCACCGUUAAGGCGUGACAUACGAAGCAGGACACCUCCGUUAAUAGAGGGGACAUUAGGGCUACGGUUAGGGUUAAUGUUAGUGCCCUAAUGAACUCCGAGUCUCCACAUCGCUGGCACAGCUGCCAUCGUCAGCACAUUUCGCGUUCACACCACGUGACCUUGUAAGUGGAACACGGAAGCGAUCAAUGAUUGUCACAGUUCGAAUCAGUCUGGGGAGACGCAUGAGGCACAAAAUGGAGUUUGCUAACGUCAACGACGUGGUAGCUGGAGUUUGGGCGUAAUGCGGGAACGCGUAGUUUCAAAGAGUGAAAGAACUUACGGAACCGAGACCCGAAACACGACACACGGCAAGUACCUGUGUGAUUUGUCAAUAUUGCUAUUACGGAUAUUUAUUUCAUGCAUGUCAAUGGAGCGCUGAGUAUGAUGCAUUUCUACCGUAGGCGCGUUAACGCAGUCGAAGAAUACAAUUAUUUGUGGCCAGCAAAUCUACUUGCAUGAUUUUUGUCGAUUUCGGACUAUGUUGCGACGUGAAUGGCGACUUUAUUGCCAAUACCUCGACCAAAAUUGGUUGCUGGCGUGGGCACUUCGAACACCAUCCCAAAUUCGAUACCCAACACAUCACGCCCUUGCUUUCCUCUCCAGCGCAGUUUCUUCCACCUCCAACCUAUGCAGUGUCAAGCGACCCCCCAACUGAAAGAGAAAUCACAGAUGCUAUACGAAAGCUACGUAACACCAAGGCACCCGGAGAGGACGGUGUACCCGAUGAAAUUUACAGGUUUUGUGUCGAAACGCUGGCGCCCUAACUCCAUGAGGUGAUUGAACAAUCGUGGCGAGAUGAGGUUGUUCCUGAUGACUGUGGCUUAGGCAUCCUUGUACCUGUACUCAAGAAGGGGAAUAAUACAAGAUGCGAGAACUACCACGGGAUAAGCCUAAUCGACGUUGCGGCGAAAAUCUUCGCUAUUGUCCUUCUUAAACGAUUCCUGGCUGUGCGUGACUCAAGGACGAGGCCCAACCAAGCCGGAUUCCGUGCUGGACGUGGAUACACAGAUCAGAUAUUCACGCUGAGGCGCAUUCUCGAAUUUUGCCUUUACUACCAACAACUGACUGCCGUCUGCUUCAUGGACUUUGACGCUGCGUUCAAUUUCGUAUGUCAUGAAACCCUGUGGUGGCUAGUGGCUAGAGAAACAGGUAGAGAAAGGCAAGUUAGUCUGGCGCCUUGGCACAGUACCCCCCUCCGAGACCGGAGGGCGACGAAAACGACGCCGAAGGAUGUGUACAGGUCUAAAGGAAAUGAGUGACCGACCGAUCAGGAAAGUGUACAUGACGACCACUGCGAGUGAUAUACACAGGGUCCGUAGAAGAGCGAAUACAUUGUGUUGACACUCUGGCGCCCUGGCUCCAUGAGGUGAUUGAACAAGCGUGGAGAAGCCAAACUUCCCCCGAUGACCGGGGCUAGGCAUCCUUGUACCAAUCCUCAAGAAGGGGAAUAAUGCAAGAUCCAAAAAUUACCGCGGCAUUAGAGUCAUCGGCUUUGCGGCAAAAAUCUUCUGUAUUCUCCUACUCAGACCAUUCGGGGCUGAGCAUGACUCGAGGCCGAGAUACAACCAGGCCGGAUUCCGUGCUGGACGUGGAUGCGCAGAUCAGAUAUUCACACUGAGACGCAUUCUCGAAUUCCGCCAUGGCUACCAAAAACCGACGGCCGUCUGCUUCAUCGACUUUGCCGCCGCGUUCGAUUCUGUCCAUCAUGAGUCCUUAUGGCGGAUAAUGACACUAGAUGGUGUACCGCCACAACUCAUUACCAUAAUCAAAGCCUACUAUCGCCCGCCUUCGGCACGAUUCCUGAUCCGCAACAGUCUUUCCCAACCGUUUGCUAUUCGGUCUGGAGUUCGACAGGGUUGUAUCCUGUCGCCCAUUUUUUUCAACUACGCUAUUGAUCGGAUUCACUGGAAGGCCCAACACGAAGGUGACGGUGUAGAGUUUGCACCCGGACACCGACUGACUGAUCUCGACUAUGCCGAUGCUAUUGCCUUACUUGCUUCAAGUUUCGGUGGUCUGCAGUCUAUGGUGACAAGGGUAAACAAAGUUGCUAAAUCGGUCGAUUUAUCCACAAACGUUGGGAAGCUUAAAGUGUUUUCAUGCUGCAUACCUGACCAGGAGAAGGCACUUCUGGGGAUUGCUGGGGAUUGA